Messenger RNA from Symbiodinium sp. CCMP2456, 657 nucleotides. The record is from the annotation of a GenBank genome assembly. NCBI's taxonomy places the organism in Eukaryota, Dinophyceae, Suessiales, Symbiodiniaceae.
AUGCCGGAUGCAUCUGUGCUUGGGUCUGCUGGAGGAGGAAUGGGGAGUCCUCCUUCAGAGACACAGGUACUCAGCGAUUUGACAAUCAAGACAGUGCAGGAUAUAUCCAUGGGACAAGGUGACGUGAGCGUUUUGCAUCAUCUACAGUCCCUAGCCAAGGCUCGUACAGAACAGAAACAGAACUCUACCAUCCAACACAAUGCCGAGAUCAUUAAGCAACAGGUGACAACCAUCGACGAAUUAAAUCAGGAGAUCAGCAGGUUGCUUCGCCAGAAGGCGAGCAUGGGGAAGAUGCCGAAUGUGCCGGAGGCGGUGCCGGAGGAGAUGACCUUGGGGAAGGCACCAGAGGGACCGCCAGCAGAGGCGAUGCCGGAGAUGCCACCGCCAGCUGUGCCGGAAGCGAUGCCGGAGAUGCCACCGUCCAAGAAAAUGAGGACGCAUGAGCCCAAGGAGGCCCAUUCGUCUAAACCCAAGGAGGUGGUGUGCACGGGAGAAAACAAGGGAGAUCUACUUCGCCGAUGCAUUACCGUACCUCAAGGCUCUGUUCACAGAGACGUCGGCUAUGGGCAAGGACGAGUUUCUUGCCGAGAUGGCACAACGCAAAUUCACAACAAAAGUUUUCUCAGGUGGCAUCACAAGCACAAGCAUUCCGGAUGA